Osmerus eperlanus (European smelt) is the source of this 12809-nucleotide messenger RNA. RefSeq names its product trinucleotide repeat containing 18 (gene tnrc18). The record is from RefSeq and is a predicted model, not a curated record. Gene Ontology annotation, molecular function: chromatin binding. The transcript is spliced from 31 exons. The coding region runs from base 279 to 9614 and encodes 3111 amino acids. NCBI's taxonomy places the organism in Eukaryota, Metazoa, Chordata, Actinopteri, Osmeriformes, Osmeridae.
UACAGAAGCGCGAGGGGGGCCUCAUACCCCAAUGUUAUCCCAUAGCGUACCUUCGGACAGGCCUGUAGCCUAAUGGACUACUCCAAAUCUUUUCACAAACGCUCGGAUUUUUUGAAGAUUUAAAACAUUUUCUUCAUAUUUUCCUGUUCAAGUCAGUGGGAUGAUUGAAAAGGAUUCGGAUUCGCUUGGAGAUCUAGAGGUAUUUUAGCCCAACCGUGGCUUUUUCGGAAUAUCCAAAACGGACAGUUUAUUUUACAUAAGUUUACCCGUUGUGGAUAAUGGAUGGCAGAGAUUUCGGUCCCCCCCGAUCCGUCCACGUCCCACCGCCGCUGCUGGCUGGGAUCGCCAUGGAGUCUCACCGACUCGGAGCCGCUGCUGCAGCCGGGAGAUUCCCUCCCUCGCCCGGCCACUUGGGCUCGGGGCAUCCGCCGCCUCUCCAUUCUGGGAAAUUCAUGCCAUCGGCCAUUAACCUACAUCAACAUCAUAACGAGGCCUUCCCAGCAGCCUCCAGCCCCUUCCUGGCAGGCUAUCCUGGCCCCUCCCCCAUGACCUCUGACCCUGCGUACCGAUCAGCCAAUCCCAGCAGCCUGCAGGUGUCUCAGCUAUGGGCCUCCCACUCUCACGAAGGGUACCCUCACCUCCCUGGUGGUUUGUACCCCAGUCCCUACCUGCCCCUGGGGCAUCUGGAGCCCCACUCCCUGGCUCAGCACCCUCUCUAUGACUCACACCAAGAGGGUUUCUACCUGCCUGCGUCCAUAAGCCAGCCCUCCCUCCACCCCUCCCAGGCUCCCCCCGGUGCCACGCCCCCCCAGAGGAGCCCCCGAGAGGGCGGGCGAGACAGGCCUUACAGGGUGGAGAGGUCCAGAGAAGAGACCCAUCAGAACAGCGUUGUAGACCUGACCCAAGACAGCAGGACCGAGGAGGAUCGCAGGGCGAGGAGCGGAGAAAGGGAGAGAGACAAAGAGAGAGAGAGGGAGAGAGAGAAGGAGAGAGAGAGGGAGAGGGACAGGGAGAGGGACAGGGAGAGAGAGAGGGAAAGGGAGAGAGAGAGAGAGAGGGAGAGAGACAGUGAAAGAGAGAGGGACAAAGAGAGGGAUCAGGGCUGGUCCUUCCACUCCCAGCCCCUGCCCACUCCAGGUGAGCCCCGACCCAGAGCUCCCCCCCAGCCCUGCUUCCUCCCUGGGGGGGAGCCCCGACCCAGAGCUCCCCCCCAGCCCUGCUUCCUCCCUGGGGGGUGCUUUACGGGCCGCUACCCCGGCCUGGAGCCAGACAGCAGGGGGGGCCAGGAGGAGGAGCCCAGCCCAGCGCCUCUCUCAGACGGGCUGAGGAGGAACUACUCGGUGGCCACACCCCUCGGAACCUUACACGCCUCCUACAGGGCCCCCCCCGCCGGCCUGCCCCUCCCCCGCCCCCCUACACCACGGGAGCCAAUCAGGGAGCAGCGUGUGAGCGCACCAACGUACGUGCCUUCCGUGGAGGUUUACGAAGAGAGGGCGGGGCCUAUCCAGAUCGCCUCACAGGCGCGGGACAACAAGCAAGACAAACACAGAGAGAGGGAGCGAGAGAGGGAGCGAGAGAGGGAGCGAGAGAGGGAGAGGGAGAGGGAGCGAGAGCGAGAGGGGGAGAGGGAGCGAGAGAGGGAGAGGGAGCGAGAGGGGGAGAGGGAGAGCUACAGGUUUCAAGAGAGGACGAUAAUGGAGCCCACCAGUUCUUUCCUUACUGGUGAACUGUCCAAUCAGAGAGAGGAGGGCUCUGUGAUUCGCUCAAGCAGCUCGGCCAUGAAGCGAGGCCCGCCCUCUGACACGUACUCCAGCCAAUCCCGGUUCAGCCCAGACUCCCGAGACAUGCCCAAACAUGCCAUGCGAUUGGGUCUGGAGCGGGCGGGGGCGGAGUCCAAAUGGAACCCCAUCAGCCCAAUGGCGAACUACGCUACAAGUCACAUGGCCGCUCUGGCGGCCCAGCACGCACACACCCAGCCCUUCCACACCCCCACGGCCCACUCACACCCCUCCCACUCGCCCCACACCUCACACACACCGCACUCUCCUCUCACACACCCCUCCCAACACGGACACACACACAACCCACAGGCCCAGCGUGGGGCUGAGGAGGGGCAACAGCGCCGGUACCUGGACCCCUCUGCCCUCUACCGACCCGGAGGUGGACCAGGGGGGGGUCCAGGGGGGCCAGGCCCCGAGCCAGGGGAGGUGUCUGCUAUGCAGAGCCUGAUCAAAUACAGCGGCACUUUCCCCUCUGACUCCCCGGGGUCCUCCAGACAGGAAGGCCGGGGGCCCUUUGGGGGCCUAGGGAGCAUGAGGGGGGAGGCGGGAGGCGGGGGGGAGCGGGCGGGGGCGCUGAGGGGGGUACCCCCCCAGCUGAAGAGGGAGCAGGAGCGCCCUGACAGCGCCCGCUCGUUUGGGCGGGAGGGAGAAGGGGAGGGGCGUCACCCGCCUGUGGGUAUAGCGGUUGCCGUGGCGAGGCAGAGGGACAGCAGCAAGCAGAGCGGCCUCCCCCUGCUGGGUGGGGUCAAAGACGAAGAGCGAGGGGAAGAUCGUGGCCGUCACCAUGACGACAGGCUCCUGGCUGGCCGUCACCAUGACGACAGGCUCCUGGCUGGCCGUAUUGAGCGUGAACAGGAGAAAGUGCUCAGAGAGAGCAAGGAGCUGGCUGAGUUCACCCAGACACACCCCCCCCUGGCGUCCAGCAGUCUGACCUCCAGCAUGAUGACCCCUAACCUGAUGGUGACAGGAGGAGCCGCACUGGGGGCGGGGCGCUGGCCCGGUGACCCCUCACCUCUCACCUCUCACCACUGGCUGCCUCGCCCGGGAGCACCACCUGUCUGGCUGUCCAGCUCUCCCUACGGUCUGGGCCCCUCCUCCCUGCCCCCAGGAUACCCCUCCUCUCUGCCAGGCUCCAUGCCCACUCCGUACCAGUUUGCCCGGGACCCCCAGUCUGGGCAGCUGCUGGUCAUCCCCACAGAGCACCUGCCACACUACGGAGGAGAGGUGCUGGAGCGUGGUGGCGCCCCCGUGUGGCCGGGCCUGUACGGUGCAGGCAGCUCCCUGCAGCAUGCAGCCCAGCUGCAGCUGCUCUCCCAGCAGCAGCUCCUCAGGCAGCAUGAGCUCAUGCUGAUCCAGCAGCACACAGCGCAGGUGCUGCAGCUACAGAGGAACGCACAGCUGGUGGAGCGUCUGAAGGCUAGUGAGAGAAGCGAGCGGGAAGACAAGCCAGACAAACGGAACCCUGAGCCCAAGCCCCGCCCCUCCUCAGUCUCCUCCCCCUCUCCUGUCCUGCACCCUCGCAAGCUUCCUCUGCGCUCGCCCACCCCCUCCUCCUCCUCCCUCACCCCCUCCUCCUCCUCCUUCACCCCCUCCUCCUCCUCCUUCACCCCCUUGCCCCCCCUCCCCUCCCCCGUCAACACCCUCAAGUCAGAGGAAGGACCGAGAGUCCUAUCCCACCCACCGACCCCCCUCCCUCACACGGCCUCCCCUCGCUCCGCCUCGCCACCUCCCCCAUCCCCCCUCAGACCUAAACUGGAGUCGGGGGAGGGUGGGCGGAGGGAGCAGAGGGAGGCGCAGAAGCAGAGCUCCUUCCAGAGCCGUUACCCAGAAAUGUCUCCGGGCUAUCCAUACCAGCCCCUCACUGGUCCCGUCACCUCCCCAUACCCCUCCUACCGCCUCCCUAUCCCUGCGGGGGCAAACACUGACUCUCUGCCCCCUCUCCACCCCCAUGCCAUAGCCCCAGGCGCCCCCGAGCCACCUGUGAACAUCAAGCCCAUACCCCUCUCCACAGACGUCAAGCCCAGUUCUGUGAAUCCUCCAGUCCAGGGACCCUUGCUCAAACAAGAGCCUGACCUGGAGCAGCCCCAGCUGGGCAUGACUCUGGCUGCCCUGGGCCCUCUCCACCGGAGCUCCAGCCCAGCCUCCCCCCACCAGCAGGGGGAGGGCCCCCUGGCCCCCUCCGGCCCCCUGGCCCCCUCCGGCCCCCUGGCCCCCUCCGGCCCCCAGGCCCCCGCCGGCCCCCUGCCCAAGCAAGCACUGGAGCAGCACUUGGAGCAAGCGAAAGAAGAGAGAGACAGAGGUCCGGUCAAAAUGGAGGUGUCAUCUUACCCCUGCCAGGAGGAUUACUCGCUCCCACCGCCUGUUCCAGAGGCGGAGCCUAAAACAGAGGUCACAGAGGGGUCACAGGUCACGUAUUACCCAUCAUGCCUUACUGCUGGUACUGCCAGCUAUGAGGCGGCCCGUGUGUGUGAACCACAGCAGCCCGACACACACUCCCACACACGCUCCCAGCCUCCCAGCCUGAGAGAGACUGGGCUUGCCCCUCUCCACCUCCCCCCCCCCUCCUCCCCCCUCGCCAUCCUUCCUGAGGACCCCAUGGCGGGGAUGAAUGCGCUACUGGCUGCCAGUGAGAUGCCCCAGGCCUGCCCUGGCUCCACCCCUGCUCUGCUGGCCCUGCCCCAGACGGAACUCUCUCUCCUGGGGAGGGAGAGUGGCAGUGCUGGGACCCUGGAGGUCUGGGCUCUGGAGGGAAUGGUCCUGCUUAGCCACAUGGCUCAGCUGGAGAUGGAGAGAAUCAGGCAGGAGCAAGAGCUGGCUCUGGGCGGUCUGGGCUGCCUGCUGGAGGCCAGCCGGCAGGUGCUGCUGGAGGCCAUAGAGCAGCAGUCUCACAUGCAGCUGGCCCGGGAGCUGCGCCCCCACAAGACCUACAGCUGGAGGCAGAGGAAGGAGGAGCCGUUGUUCAGUAAGACGGAGGAGGUGCUGGACGUCCUGGAGGUGGACCUGCGUGUGCGCCUGGCGGAGCUGCAGAGGAGAUACAAGGACAAGCAGAGGGAGCUGGGGCGCAUACAGAGACACACAGACAGACAUGAGAGGCAGCAGGAGGAGGAAAGGCGGAGUCUGGCACCACGGGGGCGGGGCAGACCCAGGAAGAGGAAAUACUUGACCACGCCCUCCAAAUUAGACAGCAGGCCUGGGAGGCUGGCCAGGAGUCAGCAGUACUCGGAGGACUCUGAGGCCGGCGAGGCCCAGAGGAAGAGGCUCCGCCCCUCCAUAGAGGAGGACGAUAGGCUCCGCCCAUCCAGAGAGGAGGACGAUAGGCUCCGCCCCUCCAGAGAGGAGGACGAGACGGACGGAGGAGCGAAGAAGAAGAAGAAGAACAAGAUGAUGUGGGCCGACCAGGAGCCGUCCACCAGUCACACUCCAGAGAUAUUUAAAGGAAAGCAUGGGCUUGUCUGUGAGCAGGACCAGCUGGCGAGCGACCUAGACCGUGCCCUCUCCCUCUCUCAGCUGGGCUCCUUUGCCUCGACCCGUAGACCCCCCACCGGACCCCUGGCAAAGGGUGAAAGGUCAAAGGGCAGAGCGGUGGAGGGUCGGAGGAAGGAGCGAGGGCCCCUGUUGGCCAAAGGGGGGAAACACAAGACGGAGGGCCGAGCUGUGGUCUCCGAGGCUGGCGUGAAGGUGAAAGGUCAGAGGUCAGAGGUGAAAGGUCAGAGGAAGAUGGCGAUAUCUCCACUCCGCUCAGAGAUCAGCAGCUUCUCCAACAACUCUGACUCAGAGGAGGAUGAUUCAGUACGGGGGGGCUGGCCCCCCCCCUCUAGCUCGCUAGCCCACAGAAACAGGAAGAGGCGGUCCACCACGUCGCCGACGUCCCUGCUGGCCAAUCAGACGUCUCGAGAGAGGAAACACAAGCACUUAUCUCUGCUGCUGCAGGAGGCGGGCCUCAGCUCCUCUGAUGACUCCUUUGACCAAGAGUCCUCCAGCGAGGAUGAUGAUGAUGAGUCUGGCUUGGAGGGGAGUGAGGGUGAGGAGAGUGGGCUGGGCCUGCUGGCCAGGUUUGCGGCUAGGGCGCUUCCUGUGACCUCCACGUCCGUCAUCCUCCUUUCUGACAGCAAACACCGCAGAAUGCUAAGCACUCUGGGGUCAGAGUGUGAGGAGUCAGAGGGGUCAGACUCGGGCUCUGACGUGCGUCUGAGGAAGUUCCCGUCUCUGCUUCACGGCAAGCGCUCUGCCCCCGAACUCCCGCUGUUACCCCCGGCAACCCGCCGCAUCGACCAGACCAGCCCGACCAAGCGAGAGGAGCCGCAGCCAAUCAAACGCAAACAGCCUCCUAGGCCACGCCCCUCGCCACGGCGCUUCACCUUUGACCUCUCGGUGGGAGGGGUCAGCGAAGAGGAGUGCUGGACUCGCCGACGCAGCGAAAGAAUCUUCCUCCAUGAGGCAGCGACCAAUCAAAUCUCUCCAUCCAACACGACCUCCGCCAACCAGAUGUCUUCCUCCAGCUCAGCCCCUCCCCUCACCCCGAAGCCCUCCAAACCCAAACCCCCCCCCCCGUCCAGCAUGGAGGGGAAACACACUGGGAAGAAGAAGAAAAUGAAGGACUCCCCUGUCAGCCCCCCUGUCAGCCCGCCCACUAGGUCUAGUCCAAUCACAGAUGGCCCUUUGGCUCGUCCUCUCAGCCCUUCUCACAAGAGCCAAUCCAAGGCCAAGGCCAGAGAGUCUCGGGGUGCAGUCAGUAGGCUGAUGGAGAGCAUGGCAGCAGAUGAGGACUUUGAGCCCAAUCAGGACAGCAGCUUCAGUGAAGAUGAACUCCUCCCACCGUCUAGCAACAGCCUAUCAGAGAAGACAUCCGCACCUGCUCCCAUCCAGUGUGUUCUGGAUAAAGACUCUCUGGUGGACGGUCUCCGAGUGCUGAUCCCCAUGGACGACCAGCUGCUGUACGCUGGGCAUGUCAACACUGUCCACUCCCCAGACAUAUACAGCGUGGUGGUAGAGGGAGAGAGAGGGAACAGGCCUCACAUCUACUGCCUGGAACAACUGUUGCAGGAGGCUAUUGUGGAUGUGAAGCCCCCGUCAGUGGCUUGUCUCCCUGAGGGCUGUCGUGUAGCUGCGUACUGGAGCCAGCAGUACCGCUGCCUGUACCCUGGGACCGUCGUCAACGGAAGCUCAGACGAGGAUGAGAAUGAUGACCUCAUAACCGUGGAGUUUGACGAUGGUGACACAGGGCGCAUACCCCUCUGCCACAUCCGCCUGCUGCCCCGCGACUACAAGAUCCAGUGUGCCGAGCCCUCCCCAGCGCUGCUAGUGGCCAGCUGCUCCAGGAGGCGUGUCAGGAAGUGCAGUAAGGAGUGCACAGACACUGGUUCGAAGGUCCAAGACUCCGCCCCCAAAAACAGAGGGAGGGGCCGUAAACCCAAACCCAAACUUGAGCCCCCAGCUACUCCAGAACCUCCACCCUCCUACCAGCCUCCUGACAGACCCCAACCUACUGCCAUGCCUGCCCAAGAAAAGCCCUCCCCAGCCCAGAGAGCCGCUCAGGAAAGACCCCUGUCCGCCACUAAGCCUGGGCCCAAAACAGGCCGCAAAAGCUCCACCCCCUCAACAGGCCCUUCCCCUAGCUCCACCUCCUCCACAGGCCCCUCCCCUAGCCAGUCGCCCAAGAAGCCCAGCCCAGGCCCAGCUCCUGCCCCGCCUGCCCGGGCCCCACCUGCCCGGGCCCCGCCUGCCCGGGCCCCGCCUGCCAGGGCCCCGCCUGCCAGGGCCCCGCCUGCCAGGGCCCCGCCUGCCAGGGCCCCGCCUGCCUCGCUCUUCCCCUCAGGCUAUGGGAAGGUUCUCACAGUGGACCUGUAUACUGAACCCAGCCUGAACUCCUACAACCAGCGCAGGGAGGCUGGUCGCAGCAGUAGUCUCAGUCCCAGACCAGGACCCAAACCCAGCUCCACCCCCAAACCCAGCUCCACCCCCAAACCCAGCUCCACCCCCAAACCCAGCUCCACCCCCAAACCCAUCUCCACACCCAAACCCAUCUCCACACCCAAACCCAGCUCCACCCCCAAACCCAGCUCCACCCCCAAACCCAGCUCCACACCCAAACCCAGCUCCACCCCCAAACCCACCUCCACCCCCAAACCUAUCUCCACCUCCACUCCCAAACCUAGCUCCACCCCCAAAACCACCUCCAAACCAAAACAUCCACCUGAUUCUGUGUCCAGGCUCAGCCCAGGGCCCAGCCCCAUCCCCAGACCACAUGGUCCAGGUGCCCACAAACCCAGCUCAUCCAGCCCCAGACCAAAGCCCGCUUCCCAGCACUCCAGCAGACCCGUCUCCAGGCCCAAGCCCAGGCCAGGGGACGGGGCCCCGGGGCCGAGGCAGGGGGAGGGGGCCCCGGGGCCGAGGCGGAAGCCCCCCCCUGCAGAGCCCCUGGUGAAGCUGGACCACGAGGGCGUGACUUCUCCUAAGACCAAGAAGACCAAGGCUCUGAUGCUGCUGGAGGGGCGGGGCCAUGCUCCCGUCGCCUUGACAACAGGGAGUCAGAAGCCAGCAAAGCCCAAGGCGAGGGUUCCGGAGAGGGAGGCGGGGCCAGAGAGAGACCCCGCCUACAAAGGCCCUGUGUCAGGGAAGGAAAAGGCUGAGGGGCGGAGAGGAGGGGAGAGAGAGGAGAGGAAGAGAGAGGAGAGGAAGAGAGAGGAGAGGAAGGAGGGAGAAAAGAAAGAGGACUCUCACACCAGCACCAGUUCGGAGUCAGAGGAGGAAGAGGAGGACAAAGAACAGAAGAAGAAGAAAAAGUGUGGCUCUAACUGCUCCUCCUCCAGCCCCGCCUCCUCCUCCUCCUCUUCAACCUCCAGCACCUCCUCUUCCUCCUCCUCCUCCUCAUCCUCCUCCUCUUCGUCCUCCACCGAUGAGGAGUCAUCGUGCAGCUCAGACGAGGAGACGCCCCCCCCUCCCCCUCCCCCACAGGACACAGCGGCAGAUGUAGAGGGAGAGGAGGAGGAGGAGGAGGAGGAGGAAGAGGUGAAGAAGGAGGAAGUGAAAGAAGAAGCUGCUUCUCCUACCUCUCCACCUUCCUCCCCGUGGCCCACCUCGUCCUCCCAGCGCGCCCAGGGGAAGGGCUCCGGCCAGAGGGGCCGGCCUCCCAAGCAGAAGCCCAGCGGAGGGAGCCCAGCGGUGGGCAGGCCCAGGAGGAGGGAGGGCGUCCACCUGCCGACCACCAAGGAGCUGGCCAAACGCCAGAGGCUGCCCAGCGUGGAGAACAGGCCCAAGAUAUCAGCCUUCCUGCCCGCCCGCCAGCUCUGGAAGUGGUUUGGGAAACCCACGCAGAGGCGAGGUAUGAAGGGCAAGGCCAAGAAGCUGUUCUACAAGGCCAUCGUCCGCGGGCGUGAGAUGAUCCGUAUCGGGGACUGUGCUGUGUUCCUAUCGGCCGGCCGUCCCAACCUGCCCUUCAUCGGGCGCAUCCAGAGCAUGUGGGAGUCCUGGGGCAGCAACAUGGUGGUGCGCGUCAACUGGUUCUACCACCCAGAGGAGACCAGCCCUGGGAAGAAACUCACAGACAAGAAGAACUGGGACCAGAUGUCUGGACAAGCUUUACCUGCAUGUCUGCACUCCUCUGCCCAGAGAAAAGACUUCAUGGAGCGGGCGCUGUACCAGUCGUCCCACAGCGAUGAGAACGACGUCCAGACGGUCAGCCACAAGUGUCUGGUGGUCAGCGUGGACGAGUACGCUCAGAUGACACACACGCGUCGCUAUGCCGACAGCGAAGACCUGUACUACCUGGCCGGGACGUACGAACCCACCACCGGCAUGAUCUUCAACACGGACGGCGUGCCCGUCAUCUGCUGAACAUGCUACACACACGCUACACGGAGCGGGAGCCCAGCUACAUCUGACCCUGCCAACUCUGACACACACCUGAGACUGGAGACACUAAAGACAGUGUUGUGAGGAAACCAGUGAGGCCUAGGUCUCCUUUUAGACGUACUGACACAAACACACUCUCUCUUUGCUCAUUUAGUGCAUAGGCUGACAUUUGUAUAUAUGGACUAAAACACACAUCCGUACACACACCUGUAAAUACUCCACUGCACACACAUGUACACACACCUGUACAUACUUCCUAGCAAACACACAGAUAUAUAUAGAGGAACACAAACGUCUUAUUUUCGUGUACCACAGAUAUGUGAGAGUACUUUUCUAAAGAGUAAAGAAGUACAGAAGCUUUAAUGAACUGUGAGUGAUGGAGGAAGAGAGAAAGGAUAGAGAGUGAUGUUGCCGGUUCCUCUGCAUAUGUAGACAUACUCCAGUCAUGUGACGUUGUCCUGAGGUUACCGUAGUGUUCCAUUUACCUGAUCGUAUCUCAAGUGUAUCUAAAUACAGGACAGCAGGAGAGAGAGAGAGAGCGAGAGAGAGAUACAGGACAGCAGGAGAGAGAGAGAGGAUGUUUAUGGUUCCCAACAGAUAUCCCUUCCAUACUGCUCGGCUCACUGAAGUCCUUCGACAAUCCAACCCAGGUUGAGUGAGUCAGUCUCUGUCACGUGACAUUUCCUCCCAUUCAGGUCAGAGAGAAAGACGGACAGAAAAAAAGGGAGGGGGGGGGGUAUAAAAUAUAUAGUUCUGGCAAUUUCUGUCUCCAUUAUUAAGUUCCUUUACCUCUUCCUGUCUGUAAUAGGCACCCUUUGCUCCCGUCCUCUGAACACAGUCAUGGCUGACAAUGGAGGGCCUGAUCACUGAACUGCCCUGCACAAGAGAGUCACUGACUGGGUGGGAGACCUGUCUGUCUUCCUAAGACCCUCCCCUUCUUGCAGUCUGUUCUGUAGACUCUCUCACACACCCACACCCACACCCACACACACACACACACUCGGAUGUAUUUAGUCCUUCUUUUUGACACUGAAAUAUUUGUCGAUGUUUUGGCUGCUGGUGUGUUUCUGUAUGCAUGAUGUGGUGGGGAGAGUUCACAGUGUUCAGGCCGGGAGUCUGGAGUCCGCAGGCUUGAUGGAAAUGUUUUGCCAAAUCAUCUCUCCCCCUGUACCCAGACUGCUUAGCGUCUGCAUGGAAUUGUAACCUGUUCCUGAAGCCCUCAGCCAGUCUGAGAGUUCAAAAAGUUAAUAGUUUAUACUCUUGUGUACAUCAGAGUAUAUCAGAUAUCAGUAUCUGAAAUGAUCAUGUUUAUUUUAGUGUUUCAUACCACGUUGCCCUGUCUCUCCUGCAGAGACGAUGUCUUGUUGAUAUUCAAUAGGUUUAUAUUUCUAAUCUGUGACCUGAGAUCGUUUGGUCUUGUCUAGAGGUGUCCAGGAAAUCAUCAGUUUUUUCUACACUCUGAGAUCUUUGUGUGAUGUCUGGAGGUGAAACCUUAAUGAUCCCUGCAGGCAAUCCAUAGGAUGUCCGUUAUUACAUUUUGAACUGUAAGAUAUAUUAUCACAGCCACAAGAUGGUUUUGCAAUCAGAGUUGGAGGUUGACAUCCAGUAUAUAUAUAUAUAUAUAUAAUAGAUCCUUUGCUGCUAGUGGGAGUAUCUACAGAUCUCACAGUGCAGACAGACUGUGUGCACUGUUGUUCUCUGGUCGUUGUGUUAUGUCUGAGUCAGGAGAGUUCAGUCAGUGAGGCUCCAGAUCAGGACUGGUCCCUGUCUGAUGAUGUCAGAGUGGCUCCAGAUCAGGACUGGUCCCUGUCUGAUGAUGUCAGUGUGGCUCCAGAUCAGGACUGGUCCCUGUCUGAUGAUGUCAGUGUGGCUCCAGAUCAGGACUGGUCCCUGUCUGAUGAUGUCAGAGUGGCUCCAGAUCAGGACUGGUCCUUGUCUGAUGAUGUCAGAGUGGCUCCAGAUCAGGACUGGUCCCUGUCUGAUGAUGUCAGAGUGGCUCCAGAUCAGGACUGGUCCCUGUCUGAUGAUGUCAGAGUGGCUCCAGAUCAGGACUGGUCCCUGUCUGAUGAUGUCAGAGUGGCUCCAGAUCAGGACUGGUCCCUGUCUGAUGAUGUCAGAGUGGGAGAUGUUCCUGGACUGUUUUAAGUGCCCAUAUGAAUGUUUAACCCUCCAGCUGUUUGAAGCACUUUCUUCUGUGUGUGGGUGAUAAGAACCAGAGGGAUCUCUCUUUCACUCACACACACACACACACUCCCAUGCUAUUACUACACACACACACACACUCCCAUGCUAUUACUACCCACACACACUUGCCUGUUUCCCAUCCAAUACAACCCCUUUCCUCCGUCCAUGCCAGGUUUUCAUCUCUACACACACAUGACACACACAUGACACACACGUGACACACACGUGACACACGUGACACACACGACACACACGUGACACUUUCAUCCGUCUCAUCCUGUUCUCCCUUCACUGUGAUCUGGUGUCAAAUCAGGAUUGAGCUUGUCUCAGACUGUGUCCCGUAUAUAUUUUGUUUGUUUUGUCUUUAAUUAGACUUUUACCAUUUAUGAUCAGUGUUUCACCUUAGCUUGUGAACGGGCCACACUAACAACAGGGUUAGGGUUAUGUGUCUGCUGCAGGCUACAGGCUUUCUGCUCUGCAAUAUUGUUCUUUCAUUAUCGCAUUCGCUUGGUUCCCCUCUCAGAACAAUCAUCCCUGCCUCUAGUGCAGCUCUGCUGCCAAGGCAGAGAGAGAGGGAUGAGGGAGAGAGAGGGAUGGGGAGAGAGAGGGAUGGGGGAGAGAGAGGGAUGAGAGAGAGAGGGAGAGGGAUGAGAGAGAGAUAGGAGGCUGGUUCUUUGUCUGCUGUUUCGAUAUGUCAUGUUAUAGAAAAAUAUAUUUUGAAAGUUUAAACAAAAUGAUGUUUUGUAAAUGGUCCUUCAUGAGAGGGGGAGAAAUCUGCAUAUUCUUUGAAACGCGUCUGGUCUUGUAAAGAGAAGGAAUACGUUUUAGAAAAACUCUAAAGAUAUCUGUGUCCCCACACUGCACGUGUACGGAGACUUGUCUCAGAGUCUUUUCUUUUUUUACAGAAAACAACAAACUUAAUCAGUGUUUCUUUCCAAUCCUUUUAGUAAUUCAGUAUUUUAUAGCUAAUCAAUAAACGUGAAAAAAAAACUA